GUAGCCAGUCAAGAUCAAUCAUUGGGCGAUGUAGAUGGUCAAAAUAUGGUAGUAGAACCUGUGCACCCGCAGAUAGAAUGGAACAAUUUGCUAUCAGAACCUACUCUUGGUCUUCAAAAUGCGCUUCCUGAGAUAGAUUGGAACAGCCUGCAAGUUAUGGGGCAAGAUGAGGAAGAUAGGAUGGAAAUUGUUAGUGAGGAGCAGUUGUAUGUCAUGUUGGGUUUAAGGGAUGAAGAUGAGAGGGCACAGAAAAGAGAGGAGGACAAUCAAAUGGUGAGAGCAAUGCACAGAACUGUACAAAGUGAUGAUACAGUAGGUGCUGCUAUUCCUGUCACUGAUAGCAUUCCAGAUGAAGUUAUCAUAGCAUGUGAUAAGGAUCAUCCAAGCAUGGAUCUUGGGACUAUAUACCCAACAAUGACUGAUUUUAGGAUGGCUGUGAGGCAGCUUGCAAUCAACAAAGAAUUUGCACUAGGCACAGAAAAAUCUGACAAGAAGAGGUUUAGAGGAUUUUGCAAGUCUAGUGCAGACUGCACUUGGAGGAUUGUUGGAACUCGGCAGGAUGACAACAAAAGCACUAAGGUUACAGUUUUAGUUGACGAGCAUAAUUGUACAUCAAGCAGCAGAAUGAGGACCACUACACCAUCAAAGAAUUGGGUUGCUAGCAAGGCUGAAAGUAUACUUAGAGUGACACUAGACAUGGGUGCUAAAGAGUUGCAGGAUAAGUGGAAGGCUGAGGUACUAAAGAGAAUGCCUAGAAGUGUUGUUGAAAUUGAUACUUUUCAGGUAGAUGGUUAA
Messenger RNA from Panicum hallii, 795 nucleotides. RefSeq lists its product as uncharacterized. The transcript is spliced from 4 exons. The record is from RefSeq and is a predicted model, not a curated record. Bases 46 to 795 code for a protein of 249 amino acids. NCBI's taxonomy places the organism in Eukaryota, Viridiplantae, Streptophyta, Magnoliopsida, Poales, Poaceae.